GGCGGUGGGAACUUUCAUCCUCCGUGAACGCGCUCGAGGCAGUGCCCCGUCGUGAUCGUCGCCAGGACCUCGACGACGUCCGUCAAUGAAACAUUCGCAAGGCUGUACUUUGCCUGAUCCUGGCCCGCCGACAUGCGAACAGACGGCAUCCUUGUAUGAUAGAUGGGACCCUGAGAGACGCGGGUCUGCUCAUAAAGACUUGUCUUUCACCAUCGUGUCCUGACUUCUCCCAUCCUUUCCUCGACGUCCAGCUCCUCAUAUUCGCUCUUUGUACACACCUUCCUAUCUUUUACGAGCUCUGAACGAGGAUGGACGCCGGAGGUGAUUGUUGUUGUUGCUGCAGCAUCUGCUGCUUGUUCGUUUCUCUCUUCCAGUCGUGUGCGCCGUGCUGCGCGAAGCAAUGUCCGUGCUGCUGCAAGCAACGCAUUGAGGACGACGACGACUCGGACCUGGAGUUGCAAGACGACCAAAACCCCCAGCAACAGCCCGGACACCACCCACAGAUGUCAGCUACUGGACCACCAGCAACGACGCGACCAUCGAGUUGAAAAGGGUAGCGGAUGCCGACUGUGGCGCGGCGGCGGGGGGCUGGGUGAUGUUGAUCGAGGAAAUAUAGGCGACCUGAUAGCACGCUAGUCGUGCUUUCUCUUUGGAAUAUCUAUUUGCUUUACUGAACCACUGA
Messenger RNA from Schizophyllum commune H4-8, 682 nucleotides. RefSeq lists its product as uncharacterized. Bases 309 to 548 code for a protein of 79 amino acids. The record is from RefSeq and is a predicted model, not a curated record. Lineage: Eukaryota; Fungi; Basidiomycota; Agaricomycetes; Agaricales; Schizophyllaceae. The transcript is spliced from 3 exons.